CCGCGGCUGCAGCUGACGGCUCUUCACGGGGACAGAUCACCUCCUACCCGGGGUUUGCAUGCUCUCACCUGGGACGUACCUUCUCCAAGACCCGCUGUGGAUCCGCGGAGCUAAAGAAAGACUCCUUAAACCCGAAUUGUGAAGAUGACAGAGUCUUUGGAGCCGAGUGAGGACCUCAGUGCACCUCCCCCACAUGAAGUCGAGCCGCUCCGGGACGAUGAUCCACACUGCCCCCUGCCUUUAAGGUUGCAGUUCAUCGAUGAUCUCUCAUACGAAGAUGUGAAGAAGUGCUAUAGAGGCUCGACGGUCAGUAAAUACAACUCUCAGUAUCACAAGCUUUUCCAGACUGUUCCCAAAGAGGAGAUCCUCAUGAAAGUUUACUCUUGUGCCUUGCUGCGGGACAUCCUCCUUCAGGGACGUCUGUAUAUCUCUAGACACUGGCUGUGUUUUUAUGCAAAUCUGUUUGGAAAAGACAUCAAGGUUUGUAUCCCUGUGGUGUCUGUUCGUUUGGUGAAGAAACACAAAACUGCAGGACUGGUUCCCAAUGGUCUCGCCAUCACCAUAGAUACGGGUCAGAAGUACGUGUUCGUGUCGCUGCUCUCCAGAGACAGUGUGUACGACGUGCUCAGGCGGAUCUGCACUCACCUCCAGGUGAACGGGAAGAGUCUGAGUCUGAAGCAGUAUCUGGAGGAGCCCAGUUCAUUGUCAAUGGAUGAGUUUCCGGAGGUGCUCAAAUGGAGGAGGGAGCCGUCUCUGUCAAAUGUAUCAUCUUCACUGCCAGAUCUUUUGGGAAACUCUGCUCCAGGACUAAGCCCCGCUCCCACUGUCUUCAGCACGCAUACACUUACUGACAGCAGCCUGGAGCCAGAGAAGAUCCUCCUGACUGAACCAGUGCCUGAACUAGGCCACACAGAAUACCAGCUCCUCAAGCUCUUCGUCCUGCUUGUGCUGGUCCUGGUGUUGUCCUCCUGUUACUUGGCCUUCAGAGUGUGUCGUCUGGAGCAGCAGCUCAGCUUCCUCAGCAGCCAGCCCCCGCUCAGAGAGAGGUGUGGAGAGGUGCCAUGCUGGCUGGCCAAUCACAAAACAGGAACCUGACUCAGAAGCCAAUCAGCGCUGAGCUACUCACCUUACUUCCUGUAGACUUCCUGUUCGAGAGCGGAGUUGCACACAUUUGGAGAAGAUGACAUCAGUGUUACCACAGAGACGUCUGUCACUAGCUCCGCCUCGCUCCUGGUUACUCAGUACUGCACAUCACAGAUGGAGAGAAGUGUAAAAAAUAUCUUGACGGAAAAGAUACUUUUUUUUGUUUUUGUUUUUUUAUAGGUAAUGACUAACCCAUUUAUCACUGAUAAAUGUAUUUGUCAUUGAAAUAUGUAGAAAUAUAAAGGGUUUAUAGGGCAUUACAGUUUAUCAAUGUUUUAAUUUACUGGAGAUCAAAAUCCAAAUACUUAAAAAUGUAUCAAAUGGAAAUUUUGCGAUGACUAAACUCCACUCUUGGGCCUUCAGGAAUUUCCAAAUGAAAAUUGAAUUUUGAAUGCAAAUUUAAGUAAUAAUAUAAUGAACAAAGAGGUAUUAUUUUUAGCACAAAAUGCUGUGUAAAUUAGCAACCAUGUAAAUAUAGAAUUACUUGAAAAUUACGUGUUUCUAAGAUUUAUAUUUAUUUGUUUUUAUUUGUUUUGACAGUUUUUAAAGAAAUAAAGUAAAUGUUACAUUAAUCAAGCAAAUUUCCGAGCAUUUCAAAUGAAUGCAGAAUGUAUUCACAAGAGGCAGAGCGGAGCAUGCAAAAUGCAGUUUAGGAGUGAUUCUUUAGAUGGUUUAUGAACAUACCACAAUCUUAAACUUUAGGAGCAAAAUUCAUUUUAAGUUAUUGAACCAUUAAUAAGGGCAUUUCCCAGAGUAGAUGCACCUUUGGUCUCUGCUCAGCUUUGGUCGCCCCCAUUGGAUACAGGCCCAUCUACACCUCUGGUUAUAACUGUUUUUUACUUCAAUCUACAGCAGGGUUCCCAAAAGUAUUGAAAGACAGAUACUAAAACUAGUAUCAAUCUAGAUUUCAUUUGAGCAAGUAUUUAUUCUAAAAAGUCACAUUCACAGGACAGAAAUGAACCUUUCCUGAACAGCUUUAGAAUGAUCUUGAUAAGGAUGACGAUCACGAUAUAGCAGACGUCAGAUGUAUGUGGAGCGCUAAUCUGUGUCGUAGUCCUGUCUGCUGCUCAAAUCCCUUCCGCAGAGCCACACAUAGUGCUGCUCCUUUAAACCUCUCUCCAGCCUUUUUUUGUAUAUUUAAGUGCCAAACAGCAGAUGGUUUCAUGUACUGAAUGUUGUAAAGAUUAUCAUUAUUGAUGGGCGGGUUGUUAUGAGUUUGCCUGGGCUCUUGCUGUAGUGAAGUCUCUUAAGUGAAAUAAGAUGGAUGUAUUUAAUGUGGGAAAGUUGGAGUAAUGUUUUUGGAUGUGUUCCUGUGAAAAAAUUUGAAGAGGAGAUUGUAUUGUAAAUGUACUGUAAACUGUAACAUAAAGAGCUCACUAAGUU
Periophthalmus magnuspinnatus is the source of this 2526-nucleotide messenger RNA. Its product is annotated as GRAM domain-containing protein 2A-like. Gene Ontology annotation, molecular function: phosphatidylinositol-4,5-bisphosphate binding. The record is from RefSeq and is a predicted model, not a curated record. The coding region runs from base 145 to 1095 and encodes 316 amino acids. Lineage: Eukaryota; Metazoa; Chordata; Actinopteri; Gobiiformes; Gobiidae. The transcript has 12 exons. Gene Ontology annotation, cellular component: extrinsic component of cytoplasmic side of plasma membrane; endoplasmic reticulum membrane; organelle membrane contact site. Gene Ontology annotation, biological process: regulation of store-operated calcium entry.